AUGGCAGAGAAAGAACAUAAUAUUACAGCCACUCAAAUACAAAAAAAUAUGGAAGAACAUGAUGUUAGGAUUAGUGUAGAGACUGUCAGAAGACAUCUUCGUGAAAUCUGGAGCUUUCAAAGGAACCUUAAUGCUAAUUUUAUGUAUACUAUUUAUGAGCAGGGUCUUUUGGCUUCCACUUUUAAGCUUUUUGGAGAAGGUAACAUAGACUGGAUCUUGCAAGAGGAUAAUGACCCGAAACACCAGUCAAAAAUCACAAAGAAAUGGAAGGAAGAAAAUGGUAUUAAGGAACUUCCUUGGCCAUCAAUGUCUCUAUAG
Messenger RNA from Funneliformis geosporum, 318 nucleotides. Lineage: Eukaryota; Fungi; Glomeromycota; Glomeromycetes; Glomerales; Glomeraceae. The record is from the annotation of a GenBank genome assembly.